AAAGAAUGGUUUUGUAGGCGUCGCUUGGAACAAGGAGGAGGAUUAAAGAACAUCCCCCAGUUGGAAUGAUGCAGUCGAGGGGGGCAGCAGCGGAAGCGACGGCGGGGAGGAGCCGAGGAGGCUGCAGGCGCAGCGAGCAGCAGCAGCUUCUUCGCUCGGCGGAGGCACCGAGGGAGGAGGCGCGUGGUAGCCAUGCUUCUCCCCUCAUCGUCUUCUUAUUCCUACGCCUCCAAAGGUGACUCCUUCAGGAGAACUGUUGAUGGUCCUAUGAGGUCAACGUUGACUUUUGAUAAUAAUCAUUCUGUAGUGCCAAGUCAAAACAUUGAUUACGGCCAGCCAAUGGCUUGCAUUUCAUACCCAUACAACGAUUCUGGUUCAGGAGUUUGGGCAUCCUACAGUUCACGCUCGGUGUUCCAUCCUCAAAUUGUGGGAGGAGGCACAUCGCCAAGAGUUCCCUUGCCCUCCCUGGAGAUAGCAGAUGAUGGGCCCAUAUAUGUCAAUCCCAAACAAUAUCAUGGAAUUCUUCGCAGAAGACAACUGCGUGCUAAGUUAGAGGCCCAGAAUAAGCUCGUCAAAACCCGAAAGCCUUACCUUCACGAAUCUCGGCAUCGCCAUGCAAUGAAGAGGGCUAGGGGCACUGGUGGGCGAUUCCUGAAUACCAAGCAGCUCCAGCUGCAGCAACAGUCUCACACUACCUCCACCAAGACCACCACAGACAGCCAAAAUUCUUCAGGUUCAGUCCAUCUACGGCUAGGUGGUGGCGCAAUCGGAGAUCAAACUCCAUUUCCGUUCAAAGCAAUGGAUUCACAAGCUAACAUCAAGAGAGCUGCAGCUUCUGCUUCCACCUUCACUGUAACUUCUGCGGCACAGAAAGACGACGCCUUCUUCGACCGCCAUGGCCACCAUCUCAGUAGCUUCUCCGGCCAUUUUGGCCAGGCAAGCGCACAAGGUGGCGUCGGCAGCAUGCAUAACGGGUCACAGCAGAGGGUUCCUGCUAUGAGAUGAGAUGAAGAGCAGCUUGCAAAUCAUCAUCAUAUAUGGUGUGGUCUGGUCCCUCCUUAGGCAAUUCAUCCUUGGCUUAAGUUUCAUGGCUUGUUUAGGACUUCAGAGACGCUUCAUAGUGCUGUGCUUUUGCAGCCCAUAAGUCUGGGCUUAAUUGUGAUGUGUAAUAUCCAUGUAUUGGUGUGAUGAAGUUGUCCCUGUUUGAAUAAACUCUUUGUCUGUUGGUUAUACAAUGUGUUGCAAAACUUUACA
Messenger RNA from Oryza sativa Japonica Group (Japanese rice), 1254 nucleotides. RefSeq names its product nuclear transcription factor Y subunit A-4. Gene Ontology annotation, molecular function: DNA-binding transcription factor activity, RNA polymerase II-specific. NCBI's taxonomy places the organism in Eukaryota, Viridiplantae, Streptophyta, Magnoliopsida, Poales, Poaceae. Gene Ontology annotation, biological process: regulation of transcription by RNA polymerase II. The record is from RefSeq and is a predicted model, not a curated record.